UCGUCAGGCAGCAACCCCCGCACAUCUGCUCCCUCCUCCACCAGCUCCCCAUCCUCAACGAGCUCCCACCACCCGCUGCUACCCAGCAUGGCCGCCGCCGCCACCGCCGUCCGCUUCCACACGGCCGCCGCGCGACGCGCCGCCCCUCGGCGACCGGCGCGCUUCGCCGUGCGCGCAGAUGCCGCGCAGGCGGCGACGGCGCUGACGCAGGAUGACCUCAAGAGGCUUGCGGCGGUGCGUGCGGUGGAGCAGGUGCAGAGUGGUAUGGUUCUGGGCCUCGGGACAGGCUCCACGGCCGCCUUUGCCGUCGCCGAGAUCGGUGCGCUUCUUGCCAACGGGAAGCUCUCCGGCAUCGUCGGUGUGCCCACUUCCAAGCGCACCUUUGAGCAGGCCAUGUCCCUGGGAAUCCCUCUUUCCACGCUCGACGACCACCCCGUGAUCGACCUCGCCAUUGACGGCGCUGACGAGGUUGAUCCAGAUCUUAACCUUGUGAAAGGGCGGGGUGGAGCCCUUCUCCGGGAGAAGAUGGUCGAAGCUGCAUCAGGAAAGUUUGUUGUUGUCGUUGAUGAGACGAAACUAGUUACUGGCCUAGGAGGGAGCGGUCUUGCCAUGCCUGUGGAAGUUGUGCAGUUCUGCUGGAAGUACAAUCAAGUAAGACUGCAGGGUCUGUUCAAUGAAGAAGGUUGCGAGGCAAAGCUGAGAUUGAAUGAGGAUGGCAAGCCCUAUGUUACUGACAACUCGAACUACAUCGUAGAUUUAUACUUCAAGACGCCAAUCAAGGAUGCGUUGGGCGCGGGCAAGGAGAUUGCAGCUUUGGAAGGAGUUGUUGAGCAUGGGUUGUUCUUGAACAUGGCAAGCUCAGUGAUCAUUGCUGGAUCAGACGGUGUCAGUGUCAAAACAAAGUGACUUUUUUGGAUCGGCUGUUGUUGAUGUGUUGAACUUACGGUUUUUCACUGAAUAAUCUAUCUGUGUAAAAGGAGGAAAUAAUGCUCUUCUAUAAAUAUAUCUUUUCCAUGUUUCGAUGGCUCA
Molecule: messenger RNA, 1029 nt
Organism: Triticum aestivum (bread wheat)
Lineage: Eukaryota; Viridiplantae; Streptophyta; Magnoliopsida; Poales; Poaceae
Product: probable ribose-5-phosphate isomerase 3, chloroplastic
Exons: 2
Coding region: 88-906 (272 amino acids)
Biological process (GO): pentose-phosphate shunt, non-oxidative branch
Molecular function (GO): ribose-5-phosphate isomerase activity
Source: RefSeq, a predicted model, not a curated record